UUUAAAACCCUCGCUCUCCCCCCCACUUCUUUUAUCACUCCAUCUUCAUCUAUCGGCCGGACAGCUCCAUCAUCUAUCUAUCUAUAUCUAUUGCUCGUCUCUGCUGCUACUCGUACUGCUGCUAUAUAUCUAUCCGGCCAGUUCUUCCAUCGUUCUUCUACCUCUACACAUAUAGACAUAGACAUACACGCCUGUAUAGCUCUCACAUAUAUAGCUAGAUUGAUCAGUAGAGGUCGAUCGAUAGAUGAUGGAGAGGGUCGAGGACUUAGGGCUCAGCCUCAGCCUCAGCUCGUCCCUCGCGUCUCCUCGCACUCACCAUGUCGCCACCAUGCUGCUACGCGCUCCACCAGAGAAGAGGUUCCUGGAGAUGCCGCUGCUGCUCCCCGCGAAGCGAAGCGAGCUGGCCACGGGCGAGGAGGGCCUGCGAGGCGGCGGCAGCGACGAGGAGGACGGCGGCUGCGGCAUCGACGGCUCCAGGAAGAAGCUCCGGCUGUCCAAGGACCAGUCGGCCGUGCUCGAGGAUAGCUUCCGGGAGCACCCAACUCUCAACCCUCGGCAGAAGGCAGCCUUGGCGCAGCAGCUGGGCCUGCGGCCCCGCCAGGUGGAGGUGUGGUUCCAGAACAGGCGCGCCAGGACGAAGCUGAAGCAGACGGAGGUGGACUGCGAGUACCUGAAGCGCUGCUGCGAGACGCUGACGGAGGAGAACCGGCGGCUGCACAAGGAGGUGCAGGAGCUCCGCGCGCUCAAGCUCGUCUCGCCGCACCUCUACAUGCACAUGCCCCCGCCCACCACCCUCACCAUGUGCCCCUCCUGCGAGCGCGUCUCCUCCUCCAACGCGUCCAACGCCAACUCCGCCGCCGCUGACCGCAAGGCGGGCGCCGGCGUCGCCGACGGUGGCGCCAUCGUCUGCCACCGCCCGAUCGCCGUCCGGCCGCAGCAGUCAUGACUCCAUGACCCAGCCGAUCUCGAUCGAGGCACUAGUACGUAGUAGUAGCUGCUACACUAGCUAUAGCUAGCUAGCUGUUCACCCGGCCGUCCGUACGUACGUGUAAGCCAACAAAACAGUACGUCUGCUCUGCCGCAUUUAUUCGAUCGUGCAAACGACUGUUUCCUCGUUAAUCUCUCUUGUCUCUGUAGUAACAACCUCUGUUAUGACGACUCAGAGCCAGUAUUAUUAA
Sorghum bicolor (sorghum) is the source of this 1178-nucleotide messenger RNA. Its product is annotated as homeobox-leucine zipper protein HOX17. The record is from RefSeq and is a predicted model, not a curated record. The coding region runs from base 245 to 946 and encodes 233 amino acids. Lineage: Eukaryota; Viridiplantae; Streptophyta; Magnoliopsida; Poales; Poaceae. Gene Ontology annotation, biological process: regulation of DNA-templated transcription. The transcript is spliced from 4 exons. Gene Ontology annotation, molecular function: DNA-binding transcription factor activity, RNA polymerase II-specific; sequence-specific DNA binding.